UCAUACAAAACGGCAGUCGCUCGCUCGCUCGCUGGCCUCUCGCUGUUCGCAGUUCGCUCGUUGCCUGUACGCUUCGCUUUGCCUGUUCUUUGCCUUUCGGUCGGAGGGGGAAGGCGCUGUGGUCGUGGUCUUGCCGUCAACGGUCAAUAGCGCGCCCACACGCCUAUAAAAAGAAUUCUGUUCGUGUCGCUUGUGUAUGUGUUUGUGCGUGCGUGCGUUUGUGCGUUCGUGAGUGUAUUAGUGAAAACUGCCAAAGCGGCGCUGCAAAGUUUUUGAAAAACCGUUAACGCCAAGCCAUGAAGGAAAUGAAGGUAGCGCGAGCGAUUAGCGAAUCCUCGACCACCUCCGAUAAUACAUCCGAUUUUAUUGACAUUGUCAAGAAGUACGAUGUCGUCUACAACAAUCAUAAUCCCGAUUAUAAAAACGUUGAGGUGAAGAUGAAGGUCUGGACACAAAUAGCGGACGAGAUUGGAUUAUCUGUGGAAGCCUCAAAGCGAAAAUGGAAAAAUCUACGCGACAGCUAUACAAAGUAUUUGCGCUCUUUUCGUGUUGGCACAAAAACCUCCAAGAAAUAUCAGUAUUGGGCGCACGCCGAUCACAUGGAGUUCCUGAAGCCUUUCCAGGGACCUGGCAGGAAUUCGGCGAAUGGGAAUGGCAAGUCGAAUGAUGAGGAUGACACCGAAUGCGACUUUGGGUAUCAGGUGCUUGCCAAGGCGGCCAGCAAUGGGGGCGAGGAGGAUCUGAAGAUAACCAUAGCCACGGCCACGGCGACGGCCACGGCAUCGACCUCGGCGCUGAGCACCCAAACCGUCAACAGCUACACAACCCCAAUACUGACGCCCAGCGUGGCAGCCACGCCGCCCAGCCUCAUCUCGCCCGGCAGCAAUCCCGGUGCGCCGCCCCAGAACCACAACAGCAACAGCAAUGGCAGCAAUGGCAACUGUGCCGCAGUCGCUCCACUGACCCUCAGCGCCAUGACACCGCCAGCCAACAGCAGCAGCUCGAAUAGCGGUGUGCUGCCUCUGCCCGCCUUGCCGCUCAGUGCCGCUGGCAAGGCUUCGGUGGCGGCCUCGGUUAGUGCCAACGCGGCGGCGUUGGCAACGCUAGCUAGUCUGCCCAUGGGCAUUGGCGGUCUGCCGGCUGCAGCGGCUGCUGCGCAAAUGUUUCCGCUGGCUACGCUGAAAGCGGCCGCAGCUGCCGCUGGACUGCCGCUGACGUCCACGCCCAACUGCAGCACGGCCAAUAAUGUGGGCUGUUUGAUUAUCGAGCCGCAUCUGUUUGCCGCCGCGGACAACUUCAAGAAGGAGCUGAGUGCGGCUGCCGCGGCCGGCGCGCCGCUGGGUCUGUUCCAGAAUUUGGCCAAUCGACAUCAUCUCAAUGGUAAUGCUGCAUCGUUGGGGCUGGGCAAUCCCACGCCACCGCCGCCACCUCCGGCGCCGCCCAGCUCAAAGGUGCGGCGGGCACAGCCCUCGCCGCAGACCGCUGCCAUUAAUCUGAGCUGCCCGAGCUCAUCGGCAGCAGCGGCGAACUGCUCUCAGCCCUCACCCGCCAAGACGCGCAAGAUGAGCGAUCCGCGAUUUCCCAGCGAUUGGGAUGUGUCCGCUGUGCUGCAGGCCAAUCGGGAACUGGACGCCAAUACGCUGUUCUUUCUCAGUCUGGCGCGACAGGUGCGCGCCAUGCCCAUGAAGUUCCAGUCGCUGGCCAAGAUGCGCUGCAUGCGCAUCGUCAGCGACAUUGAGCUCGAGCUGGAGAACUUUGACUGCAACGGCGUGCCGCCACCCGAGGAGUCGGGCAGCACAGCUAAUCUUAAAUACUGUACCGACACGCCGCCUCCACCGCAACAGGAUGGCUCAGCGCUGAUGGCAGCGCCGGGAAUGGGGCCCGAGGGCUCCACGGAACACUUUGUAUAUGUGAUGUCGCCGUCGCGCGUGGAGAGCAUGAUCGACAUUUCCUCCGACGAGGAGAGCAAUAUGAACGGAGGAUUGAGUGCGGCUGCCGCUGCUGGUGCAGCCGCCGCCGCUGCAGUUGCCGCGGGAGCUGUCCAUUGAGGCGCAAAUCUCUGGCUACCUUGCUUAUAAAUACUUACAGAUGUAUUGUUAACCUUAAGUAAACUUAAUUA
Molecule: messenger RNA, 2119 nt
Organism: Drosophila novamexicana
Lineage: Eukaryota; Metazoa; Arthropoda; Insecta; Diptera; Drosophilidae
Product: pneumococcal serine-rich repeat protein
Exons: 3
Coding region: 297-2048 (583 amino acids)
Biological process (GO): regulation of transcription by RNA polymerase II
Cellular component (GO): transcription regulator complex; nucleus
Molecular function (GO): DNA binding
Source: RefSeq, a predicted model, not a curated record